Molecule: messenger RNA, 1119 nt
Organism: Nematocida homosporus
Lineage: Eukaryota; Fungi; Microsporidia
Exons: 1
Coding region: 1-1119 (372 amino acids)
Source: RefSeq, a predicted model, not a curated record
AUGAGAAUCACAGCUGGAGUAAUUGCUUUACUUUUUGUCAUCGGGGCAUUCUGUCGACCGAACUAUCCUAAAAAGGCCAAACGAGCGAUCAAACAAGUCAAAAACUUUGAAAAGAAGGAGCCUCAAGCUCUGACUCAUAAGUUUGUUAAGUCCGUGCUAGGUACUCGUGAUGAUACAAUCAAAGGUCUUAAGGUUAGUAUCAAUGCCCGUGAAGUUGCCAAGUCCCAGAAGAAGAAGAAGGCUAAGAAGCCCAAGUCCAAAUCCGAGCUCAAAACAUCCCUCCAAUCUGAUAGCAAAGCUAAAUCUGAUAGCAAAUCCAUUUCAAAAUCUGAAUCUAAACCAAAAGUUGAUACCAAAUCAAAAGUUGAAUCUAAAUCUAAAUCUGAAUCUAAAUCUGAAGUUGAAUCUAAAUCUGAAGUUGAAAUCAAGUCUCAAACAACUACUGCCCAUCCUGAUAUCAUGGCCAUGGAAAUCGAUGACUCUCCUACCACCCCUGCAGAAACUAAACAAUCAACUUCAACUGCCAAUGUAACUACUCCUACUAUUUCUUCUGAAACAACCAUUACUCCCCUCUUUGAAGAGACGCCUGAUAUAGUUGAUGAUGAUGAAGACUUAUCUAAUGUGAACGUUAGAGAAGUCAUUGUUUCUCCUCUUUCGGACAAACAAGAAUCCACAACUAUUACUUUGGUAACUGAACCUGGUGUGAUUAUCAAGAAAGUUGAAGUAGUUGAAAUCUUGGAAAUCGUUGAAGAAGAUAAGUUGCCCCAAAAUAUAGCAGGUGUUGAUGCAGGUGAGGAAUUAGCUAUUGGACAGGGCCAGGUAGGACCAGGUAUUCAUAUGGAUACCAAACUCCUUAAUGCCAUAAGCGCACCCGGUAGCUAUACUCCCAGCAAAGACGAAAUCUUGCGCCUCCAGAAGUUUGAAGAAGAGAUUCAACGCCAAAACAUUCGUUGUGGCACUGUCAUAGGUAAAUGUAUCCAAACUCUCCUAGUUGAAAAGAAGAACGAAACCACCGGUGAAAUUACGUAUGCCAAACUCAAUAUCGGUCUGUACAUUGUAAAGGACACCUCCUACUUUGGUGACUAUCUCAACACUUACACCUUCCUACUGGAUGAAUAA